CCACGGUUCCGUCGAGGCCCGACCGCAAUAUUCUCCCAUCGCAAUCUCCGCCGAUCGAAAUACCGAAAUACCGUAUCGGCGCGUUAACUCGACGAGCGACUUCGGGGAAUGUUAAUUCGAGGAUACGCACAACGCGUAAAACGUGGGAAAAACGCCUUACGCGCAGACUUAUUCGUGCACGAUGCAACGAUGUCGGGAGAUCGUAGCACGUAGCUCGAGCGCAAUCGAGAACCGGUCCCGUUACUAAAAUCGCGCGAGACGUGAUUUUCUCUCUAGGGUAGAACAUCAAUCGUUCGUGGUGCUGUGGGUAGUGUCGGUUAAAUGCCGGAAAGUGAGUAUGCUAAAUCGUAGAGCGAGCCCGUCGGUGUGCGCACAAUGGAGGUAUCCGCGGCCAAUCUGACUUAGCGAAGCAUAUCGGGAGAAGGCAAAGAUGAUUUCAGAAAAAAUCAUUCAUUUCGCAACUACACGCGCGUGCAACUUUGGCAUCUCUCGUCUUUUGAGACUCUAAUUAAUUGAGCUGAUAUUUGAAAGUCUAAGUAAUUCGUUGAAAGUGUUUCAUUGAAAAAUCAACGAUGAUUCUUGCGGGAUAGUUGGUGAUUGAAGAACUGAUAGUUGCCGAGUCUCCGGAGGUUUUACAACAUCUAUAUAUGUGCAACACGCGUGAUGAAUCACACGGCGCACAAGCAGUGUUAAGGACAUGUUGAUGACUUUGACCACGUGCAUCGGUGAUCGAGUGUUGCGUGUUUCAUUGAUUCCUCUCGCACGAGGAUAAACGUCGGUGCUCCGUCACGUAGCACGCGUGGAUUAAGUAGUUACUUGUGCGCGGAGAAAUCGAGUGCACUCACGUAAGGCGUUUUACGUCUCUAUCGUCGCAGCGGCCACCUUACGGGUUCUCCGAGGAAGCGCAUUAUCGCAUGUUCCAUUACAGCGAUUCAAUUACAGCAAUUCAGCGACAUAUCAGAAAUUCCAGUAAACGUUUGUCGUACUGUUCCGGAUGUACGGAGAAAGAUGACGCAUCCCGCUUUAUCUCUACGGAGGCUGUCGCUAGCUCUAACACUGAUAACGAUAUGCGCGACCAUAACGGAAUCGUCAAUGAUCAGGGAAAGGAGGCACAUCGAGGAAUCUAGUCAUCGAUCGGGCAAGGAACACGCGUCCGACAAUUGGGACACAAGAUUGCCGAGCAGCACGGCGAUCAACAAGAUCACCGCGGAACCCGGAAGAAAAGUGUCUCACCAUUUGAUCGGGGGUCACCUGAGAGUCGAUACAAAUCGCCGCGAUGACGGCGAGUCGCUAUGGGACGACGGAAUUCUCAUGUCGGCAGCCGGCAACGGCAAGGAGGGGAAAAGUAAUCGCGGCGGCAGCGACAGUGGUAGCAGCGACGACGAGGACGGGAAAAAAACACUCUCUCAGCAGGUCAAGGAAGGCAAGUACGGCCUCAUACAGAACGAGAUUUACGGUGAUCGCCCGAAACGGCCCGGCAUCAUCAGCUAUCUCGGCAAUCCCGAAGUACCGAAGGACACGAUCGACAAUCUGGGCGGUCUCGACGAGGACGAGAUCUGGCUGGCCGAGAAUCAUGUGCUGGUGCUGAGAGGUGGGAAAUUUCCUGAACAUGAACAGAACGGCCAGCAGCCGAGCGGCGACAACGAGCAGCCGAAAUGGCCACCCAUCGACGAUUACAACGCCCCUAAACGGCAGGUCAAGAUACCAUCGCGGCCGAAGAUACCGCCACCCUUUCCGGUACAACUUACGGAGGGGGGGCCAGUACAACUCAUCGGACCGAAUGGCACCGCGGAGGAGAUUGCCAAUGGCACCCUUGACUACAACACGAACCCUCUUUACACGAAGGGGUUACUACCAGGGGAGGAUCCGUUCUUCGCAAUCUCUCCGAACGGCACGGCAUUCUCUGUUGAAGAAAAAUCGUCCAGAGGCAACAGUGAUCAGAAAGGAAUAAAACCAGAACUUCCUCCGCCACAUGGCGCUCUUCCGCCUUUCUAUCACGCCAUACCGCCCGGCGCGAUUUUCGUACCGCCGCCGGGUAAUCAAUCGGAUUACGACGAAGAGGAUCAGUCCAUCUACUAUCCGCCUCCGUACAGCUUCUAUUAUCCGCAAGAUAAUACGACCGCUGUGCCGCCGGGCCCCCUGGUGCCCGGCAUUAUUCUGCCCCCGCCGCCAGACUUCUUCUCUGCUCUGGACGACAAGAAAACUACCACGAAGAAAUAUACGAAACGACCGACAACCACAUCCUCGCCGGCGACACGACCAACGUAUUUGCCACCGAGAAAGCUCACGACUAAACAGAACAAGGCCUCAUCCGUUCCGCCGACUUUGGUAACCAAGACAAGUACUACUUCAUCGACCUCCACGAAAAUAUCCUUCGGUCGUGCGACGAUAAAGAACGUGACGGAUGUAUUUAAAUCUAAACAAAAGACCACGCCUAGAGUGCAAGUCACGACGUCGACAUCUGGCAAACCGCACACUCUCGAGAAUACCGAGAUAUACACCAUCAGUCCUGUAAUUGGGAAUCAAGUGUCCGAGGCGACGACCCAGCAGAAGGAUUGGUCCACGCUGGUGUCGAGCAAGACGAUUCCGGUUCUCGCGUAUUACCCGUCGACCACGCAGUCAUCGACGGUGGAACGACCGGUGGAGGUCACGCCAGCCUCCAUAAAGAGCAUCAUCACCUCUAGUCAAUCCGGUCAAUCUCCUAACCAUGCGUCUUACUACUUCUACGAAGAGUCAACCGACGAGAAUUCGGACGUCACGGCGAAGCAGUCGCCUGUUUAUUACGAGUCCACCACGAAGUCGCCGUACUACAAUAUCGAGACGUCGUAUCCUCACCAGACUGAGCAGAAAAAGCACUAUUACGCCGCUGUCGAAACGAUCCCACCAGUCGAGACCUCGAAAGACUAUAAGGUGAAGCUCAUCGACAGCAUCGUAAAGAAUUCACAGACGUUCCAGUACACCGACGACUCGGAGACCACGUCUGCGAAAUUCGACGCCAGCUCGUCUCGGGAUCAAAGCCAACGUAUGUUGGCCGACGCGCCCGUUUACUAUCAUCAACCUAUUCCUGCGCGUCCGCUGCAGACGUACUAUACGACCCCGAAGCCUCAAACGUACUAUCGUCAAACUACAAAGCCUAAGCCAGUCUAUCAGUACAGUUUCCAGGUAGCGGAUUACUCGAAACAGAGACCAUAUAACGGGGAGCAACAGCAACAGCAGCAGCAGCAGCAGCAAGACACGUCAGUAUUUAGCGAGUAUCAGGACGUCAAGUCCGGCAAUCGGCAGUACGAUUACGAAGACAUCGAUUCUCCGUCGCGGCAUCAGUUGCCGCGGAAACAGAUACCGUAUAAGACGCAACAUCCGGUUUAUUCCACGAGCACCGCCUAUCCGAUCGUAGAUACGACACCCAAUCCGCAAUACGCAUAUUUCACGCAGCAGGACGAGAAACUGUUGGACGAUGUUACGAAAGAGUACUUCACGAUCUUCGGCAAGAAACUACCGGACGCGAAGAUAUCGAGCACGACUCCGAUCUACGGGAAAUCGAGCAGCGUCACGGAGAAACCUGAGCACAACGUGAACGGCUACGUGCCGAAUGUUUAUACCAGACCGGUGACUUACAAAACACCCAGCGUCAAAGUGCGCUACGGAGAUCAGUCGCAUCGACCCUAUUCUCUCAAGGACGACACUCGUGUCAACUACCGACGACCCUUGCCGCCGAUUAAUCCGGAUAGCGAAUUUAUCGAGAUAAUUGAACCACCUAAGCAUCAGCCGAAGCAGCCAUCGCCGUUACCGAACUACGGGCUGCAAACGGAAAACUAUCGAUUGCAAAAUCAGGGAGUUCAACAACAUAGGCCGACCCCUCGUUACAGGUUGCGAGGCACGAUACAGCCAGCCAACAGACACACCAAUAAUUUCGUACCUUUCUCCGAGUCCCGGGAGGAGCUGGAGAACAUUCAGGAGCCUGUGUCGCUAUUGGAUGACAUAGAGGUCAACUACAAGAAUCCGCGUCCCCCCAUAAAUCCCGACGCAGAAUUUAUCGAUCCCGUCACGGUGCAGGACAAUCAGAACGCGUACUUCGCGUACCAACUGCCUGGUGACGUCGGCCACUUUUACUUCCUGACGCCGCAGGCGAUCACACAACGGCAAGAUCAGAACGGUGGAUACGUCUAUCCGAAGCCCAGAGGGCCGAGAUUACGGAGACGGCCAGGAUAACAUAUAAACGCGCGUAUCCAACGGCAGUCGCGCGCAAUGCCAUAAUCUCGCGGAUGUCCGAAGUGAUCGCGAGUCGCCUGCGUGCGUGCGUGUCGGCCGCACACACAGAUACAUACAUGUAUUAUUAAUAUAUUUAUUGUACUUGUAAAUACGAAUUGACUAAGUUAGAUAAUUAUAACAAUGUUGUUUUACGAUAAACGCUUAAUUUAUUACGCAACCUGACUCCCCUGCCUUAAAAUAAUAGCUGUGCGAUCGUAUUCGCAUAUGUAAUCUAUAGUAUGCACCUUGUCAUCGCAUAUUUGCGCAUUAUCUGUGAUUAAUGGAAUUACAUACGUAUACGUAGUUAUUGUGUAUUAUUGUGUAUUUGAUGUACGCGCUUUAACAAACUGCGGCGUUAUUUUGUGAACUUUUUUCUCUAUGUAUAGAGUCAAAUUUAAAAGAAAAGUAUAUAUGAUAUGAUUAGAA
Molecule: messenger RNA, 4674 nt
Organism: Solenopsis invicta (red fire ant)
Lineage: Eukaryota; Metazoa; Arthropoda; Insecta; Hymenoptera; Formicidae
Product: adhesive plaque matrix protein
Exons: 2
Coding region: 1009-4209 (1066 amino acids)
Source: RefSeq, a predicted model, not a curated record